AUGGACUUGCAGGCGUUGACUGGGAAAAAUACUGCCUACUUUUACCUACAAUUCAGUCGCUCGGAUGGGAAGGCGUUACGAAAGAUCAUCACGGGUUUACGGCCGCAUGAGGUCAUUUUGGUAGGUGCUACGAGGUCUGCUAUCGAUGCAAUGGUGGAUCACUGUCGCUCUGACCUCCAACUCAAGGAUGAGGUCAUUCACACGCCAUCAGGAAUGGAUGUUGUCAACUGUACUAAGGAGGGAGAUAUUUAUCAGGCACGGAUGAAAGACAGCUUGGUGACAGGUUUGCGCUUCACCAAGAUCCGCGAGUAUGAGUUGGCCUGGGUAGAUGCUGACAUCCUAGAGCCGGAGGAGAAUAUGAACCCAACUAAUGCAAUGGAGGUUGGGGCUGAUGGUGAAGCCUCCUGGAUCACCACUCUUGCCUCCGAUGCCUUGCCCGUUCUAGCGCCACCCUCCGGCCCUGUCAUCGAUCAUCCCACUGUCUUUGUAAAUGAGCCGAAGCUAUCUGAUAUGAAGCAAUUAUUACUAAAUCAGGGUCUUCAGGCAGAGUUCGUAAGCGGUGUUUUGGUGGUGGACAAUUGUGUUUCUAUCAAACGCACAGAGACUGGUAGAAUGACCUUGGAGGGACUGAUAUCCCCCACCUACUUCAUUGUUCGGGACAUUCUCUAUCGUCAAUUCGCCAUCCUCUGA
Messenger RNA from Hydatigera taeniaeformis, 690 nucleotides. The record is from the annotation of a GenBank genome assembly. Lineage: Eukaryota; Metazoa; Platyhelminthes; Cestoda; Cyclophyllidea; Taeniidae.